GAUAAGAACCUAUAGAUGAAGAAAGAAGAAUAUAACAUAAGAAAUAUAUAAAACUGAUUGCUAAAUGUUAAGGAUUAAGCUUUAAAAUUUUUUCAUCUCUUCUUUCCCAAUUAGGCAUGGCUAAACCAUUUUUGUAACGUCAGGAAAUCAUUGAGAGAUAGAAAAAAAAUCGAAAGCCUAAAAACUUGGCAGUCAAAACCUUUUGAACCAACCAUACCCAAAAGAGCUAUAUUCAAUUCAAUUCAACCCAUACAUCAACCAAUCAUCGUUAUUUGUAGCCGUGCUAUAUCUCUAUACUUGAUCAUUGGAAAAUAAUAACAAGAUGUCUAAUAAGGAGUUGUUUGCUUGGGGUGAGGAUAUGAAUCUGGUAAAGGGAUUUGUAUCUCAACUACAGGCUACACUUAAUCAAAUAUUGGCGAAGACGCCCACCAUUGAUGAGUUUAGAGAGUUGGCGAAUCAAUUACGUACAAGUCCUACUAGUGCAGCAGAUGACAAUUUGAAAAUAUUAUCAGAAAGAGUAAGAGCAACUAUGGUUUCACCUCAAAUUAAAGUGGCAGUGAGAUUAAAGCAAUUAUUUGAUUUUGAUGAGUUACCAUUACUACAAAUGUUAACCAAAAUCAGUUUUAAAGCCAAUUCCACUACUGAUAGAUACGUUAAUCAUUUCAUAGAUUAUGUCCCAUCAAGAUCAAAUAAGGAAUUAAAAGAAACUUUAAGACGUGAAGAAGGUGGUGAUAGAUCAUAUUUAGAAGAUGAACGUAAAAUUGGUUUAAUGCCAUAUCCACCAACUUUACCAGUAAUAAUGAAUGACUCACUUUUAAUAAGAAUGCAGACCGAUGUUUCGUAUAGACAACCAUCUGAUUUUAUAGAGCUGGAAGCUGGUUUAAAAGAUUAUAAUCAAUCACAUAAUGGAAAAUUAGCCAUUAAAGGUAGAUCAAUUAUGGAACUUUAUCUUUUUGAGAUUUUGGAUGAAACAUUUCCUGGUUUAUCAGGUAAUGAAAUUGAAGUUUUCCGUUAUAAGUUAUUAUCUAAUCAAAUUUUAACCAAAUUGGCUUUUGCAUAUAAUUUGAAUGAAAAUUGUAAAUAUAACUUUUCUAAACAAAUUGAUAUUGAAGCUAAAUUGGAAAUGUUUAGUCGAUUAUUUUUAGCUUAUGUGGGUGGAGUUUCAUUGGAUAAUUAUAGUCCAUAUUAUAUGAAAUUAUGGAUUAAAAAAUUAUAUUUACCAAUAAUUCAAGAAUUAAAGGAAACAUUAGCUAUUGAAUCCAGAACUGAUAUCGUAUUGGCACAAUUACAAAUGUUAUUUACAGAAAUCACCAAUUUCACGGCAUUUCCAACGAAUUUGGCAUCAUUAAAAUUCGUUCAAGUCGAAUCAGAUCCAUAUGUUGCUCAAGUUUUAAUUAAUGACGAACCAUUUUCUCUGGGUACUAGUAGUAUUAGUUUUGAAGAUGCUAAAUUAAAAGCUGCUAAUGAAAUAUUAAAUAGUGAGGUUCAUAAAACCAAUAUAUCAAGAAUUUUAUUAGGUUCAGAUCCUAAUAGUAUAAGUCAUCAACUGAAUAAAGAAAAUCAACGAGAUGAUCCAUUUGAUAAUAGUCAUACCAUACAUCCAUUUACACAACAGGAAAAAGAAGAAUAUUAUAGAACUCAUAGUGUAAGUCCACCUAAACAUAAUUCAUUAAUGCAUCAUACUCAACCAUUAGCUCCACAAAAUCAAUUAGCUCCAACUUCAUAUCGUUCUACAUCUCCACCUCAAAGUAUUAUAUCACCUAAAUUUGGAGCUUUACAACCCUAUGGUUCAAAUCUAACUAAUUCUACUAUUCCAUAUAAUUUACCUUAUACUCAACAAGAUUUAAGUCUUAAAGUUGAUAAAGAUGCUAAAAAUACAUUGUAUGCAUUAUUGGGUAGAGUUAAAUUACAACCUAUGUAUGAAUAUGGAGUUAUUCCCAAUGGAUGCCAAGCUACUGUAUUCACUGAUGCUCAUGCUAAGGGAAUGGGAAGAGUUAUAUUAGGUAGUGGAGUUGAAAGUAAUAAGAAAUUAGCGGGUCAAAAAGCAGCUAUGGAAGCAUUAAAUAAUAGAUCUGUAUUGGAAGCAUUAGGAUUAGGAUCAGGAUUAGGUGGUAUGCAAUAUUAGUCAAAAAGUUAAUUCAUUAAUUAGUUAGUUAGUUAAUGUAAUUGUAAUAAUAGUAGCUAAUGAAAUUAUAAAUGAUUGCUGCAAAACAUGUGUUAUGAUUAAUUUACAUUAAAUAUGUAUAGUCCCGGUCUUCAAAUAUGAUUCGGUCUUUAGUCAUGUGACUUAAUUCCCUCACUGUAAUCCGACUUGUCCCGAAUCUCAACUCAACGUUGACAGCCUAAAAAAAAAAAGAAAUUAAUUACAGUUUAAGUUUUUAAAGUGUAAGUGUGUAGAGCG
Scheffersomyces coipomensis is the source of this 2401-nucleotide messenger RNA. RefSeq names its product Cdl1p (gene CDL1). The record is from RefSeq and is a predicted model, not a curated record. Bases 323 to 2125 code for a protein of 600 amino acids. Gene Ontology annotation, biological process: RNA processing. Gene Ontology annotation, molecular function: ribonuclease III activity. Lineage: Eukaryota; Fungi; Ascomycota; Pichiomycetes; Serinales; Debaryomycetaceae. The transcript has a single exon.